AUGGCGCCAGACUUGCCAAGGUAUGUGGUGUUACAAUCAAGGUACAAUGCCGAAUACUUGAGCUACGUCAAAGAAGAUGAGCAGAUCCAUGGCUUUCUCAAAUUCUCCGGAGAAGAGGUGGUGAGUACGUACGCAAAGUUCCAUGUGGAGAUGGCAAAGAGUAGCGGAGCUACUAAGGGACUGGUACACAUAAGAUGCUGCUACAACAAUAAAUACUGGGUCAGGAGGUUGCAAACCCAUAAUUGGAUCGUCGCCGGCGCUGACGAACCCCUGGAGGAUGAAUCCAAAUGCCCGCCCUACGAUUCCUGCUUAAUUGCAGCAAGUGGGGCGUCCAACAGCGACUUAUGCGAUGCGUGCUUGAUCGUUAAUUGGGACUCGCUGUUGGUAUUGCCCAAAUAUAUAGCCCUCAAGAGCAACAACGGGAGCUACCUCAGCGCACAGUGGAUCGAGCGGCACCCUUACUUGCAGUUCAAAUCCGAUGACAUUGGAGAUCCCACGGUGGGGAAUGAGGUCUUCCACGCUGGGGAUGGAAGCGUUCGCAUAAAAUCCAAUCACCAUGGAAAAUUCUGGAGGCGAAGCCCUAACUGGAUAUGGCCAGACUCAGAGCUUCAUGAUAAUGAGAACAACAAGGACUUGUUGUUUUGGCCUGUCAAGCUUGACGGUAAGUUCUUGGCUCUCCGCCGCAACUUGGGUAACAACUUUUUUCUGCAAGAGUCUCAGAGGGGGGGGGGGGAAUAUAACUGUCUCAACGCUGCCGUCCCCACCAUUACCCAAGCUGCACGCUUGGAACUGGAAGAAGUGGUUGUGUCGAGAAGCUUCUACAAUGUCAACUUUCACGUCUUGGAUGCGAGGGUGUAUAACCAAAGAGUCGUCACCAUGGCCACCGGAGAUGCCAUUAACCGAGCAAAGGAACAAAACACCGUAGACAUGAAGCUCUCGUACAAGGAGAUUAGGAGCAGUACUUGGAACACAAGCGUGUCAUUCAAGUCAGGCAUCAAGACCACAAUGGAAACCGGGGUUCCUUUAAUUGCACAUGGACAAAUCGAAGUGUCGGCCAAGCUGAGGUGGAGACUCUGUGCGUGGUCAUUGUGCCACCAAUGA
Messenger RNA from Malus domestica (apple), 1101 nucleotides. Lineage: Eukaryota; Viridiplantae; Streptophyta; Magnoliopsida; Rosales; Rosaceae. The record is from RefSeq and is a predicted model, not a curated record.